CAGCCUGCGGGACGGGGAGCCUCCAGUUAUCCAGUAACUUGUAUGGAGGAGUCGGACGGCUCUGCUCAGGGCUGGACCCGCACAGACUACAGGGCAGACGCUGCUGGAAGCUGCCAUUGAUUUCCACAUUAGGUGCAUUCCUUUAAAUCAUGUCCGAAAGCCCAGUGAAAAGUAACCCUGAUGUCGGCAGCAGUGGAAAUAACGGGACAAAGGGAGGAUGCGGCGUCCGAAUGGAAGAUCCCGACGAGAAAUUACUUCUGGCGGCUGCAUAUGUUUACGAUGCUCAGUAUAACAGAAACAUUCCCUUUGAGACCUCACCCGAAGCCGUCAGACUUUACUAUUUUUACAACCACUGGGCUAUGCAAGUAGCCACCUAUAUCUGCAUCACAGUUGACUUGGCACUGGCCAUUUUUGAAGAACCUGCGGUCUACCCUCUUCCGUUUCUGGCUACCUCUAUAGUUGAGGUCUUCUGCUUACUUGCUUUCUUUGGCCGGCUCGUACAUUUUAGUAAAGUCACUCCUCAAAGUGUUUUCUGGAAGGACACAAAGAACAUUUGUGUAAUGGUCACAAUAUUUCUCAACUUAAUAGAUUUGAUUAUCCAUGGAUCUUUGCUGAUUGCGCAUAUACCUAUUGUUCGAUGGUCUAGAGUGCUACGUCCAAUUUACCUGGUUAAUUUUGCUGAAAGUCGACAGAUCCGACGAGCGUUCCGUAGCAUCAGAAACACAUUACCCGAGAUCCUCUAUGUCUUCCUUCUUUUCAUUUUCAGCGUCCUCAUGUUUUCACUCAUGGCUCAAAAACUUUUGGAAAGCAGAAAACUUAUUACAUCUGAAGGAGGACCUUACUUUGAAAACUACCUUGAAGGUGUGUUUAAUCUUUACGUGUUGGUGACUACCGCUAACAGCCCUGAUGUCAUGAUGCCAGCGUAUGACUACAGCUGGUGGUAUUCCAUCUUCUUCAUAGCCUACAUUAUUCUGAAUACUUAUAUUUUCAUGUCCGUCUUCUUAGCUGUUGUGUACAACAAUUACAGAAAACAUUUAAAAAAUGAAAUCCGUAAAUUGGCUUAUAUGAAGCGACGCAAGAUGGCAGAUGCAUUCAAUGCUUUGAAAGUACAAGAAGGGUCAGAAUUUGUGAUUUCAGAAACGACAUGGCUAAAAUUAGUAAAGCUGGUGGCACCAGACAUCAGUAACUCCCACAGGGAGUUACUCUUAAGAGUGUCUAAAGAAGACGACCAAAGAUACGUGGGAAAGGAAGCUUUCAUUCGCUUGGCGGAUUUGUUGAACAUUCAGGUGAUCACUAUGAAGACUCGUAUGCAUCCCAUAGAAUGCUGGAUGCCUCACCUGUACAGAUGUGCAGCAAGUCGCUUUAUCCGCAGGGUCGUCCUUCAUAAAGGCUUUAUAUAUGCUUUUGACGUCGUCAUUGUUGUAAAUGCCAUUUUCAUUGCCCUGGAUGACAAAAACCCAUUGAUAGCCAAUGCCGAGUGGGUGUUCCUCUCCCUCUAUGUCAUAGAGAUACUUCUCAAACUCUACACAUAUGACCCCAGAACCUUCUUUGCUAAGAGCCAGUUUUGGAAUUGGUUUGACACCUUUAUCAUCAUUGCUGCUCUUGUCGCUACAUCUGUGAACACGGUGCUGAAAUCAGAGAGUCUGUAUAACAGUCAAGAGAUUCUAGACAUUGUCUUCAUUCUUCGUGUCCUCCGGCUCAUAAGGAUCAUUGACAGUAUUCAGAGGUUUCGAGUCAUAAUGAACACAUUGAUAAACAUCCUUCCAACAAUGUUGACAUUUUGUGGCAUUAUCUUAACUAUAUACUAUGUUUUUGCCAUUAUCGGGAUGGAAGUUUUCAAGAACAAAAUCCGUUUCUUCCCUGAGAAUUCGAGUGAGCCUUACGCCCAGCAGUGCGGAGCCGAAGCCUUGAAGGACUCUUCCUUUGCCAAAAGCAAAUACUGCAAGAAUAACUUCAACAACUUGGGUUCUGCCUUUGUAGUUCUAGUGGAGCUGACUGUGGUUAACCAGUGGCAUGUUAUUGCUACUGGGUUUGCUCUUGUGACCCAUCCUGCAGCAAAAUUGUAUUUCAUUGCGUUCCACGUGGUGGUUGUCAUCAUGAUUAUUAACAUAUUCGUAGCUUUUAUUUUGGAAGCAUUUUUUGUGGAAUACUCCCUGGAGAAAAGUGAAGUUGAAACUGCCAUUGAAAAGAAGAUCCAGGAGCUAGGAAUGGCAGUACAGGAGGGAGAUAUUCCUACUGGGAACUUGGUGGACAAUAUGGACAAUUGUGAAAAUAUCGGAGGGUUUGGUGAGGGGAACCAGAAAGGAUUGAUGUUUCAAAUUGCCUCAAAACGCUAUAGAACAGUGGAUGCCUUAUUACAACGCAUGUUUGAAGCAGAAAUACCUCCUGAAGAUGAAGGUCCACCAAUGGAGGACAUUUUGAAUUUGUCACCUAAUGACCUUUAUAUUGAAAAUCCAACAUUCAAUUCAGCAGCCUAGGAUACAGAGUAUAACAAAUCCAACUGGAAAAAGUAGAAUAAAAAAGUGCAGAGAGAAUCCCAGAAAUGCUGCUCACAGCUGAUUUUUUUUUCUAAUAAAAAAUAUUUAUUUUUAUACAGAAUAACUUUUAGUAUGUAAAGAAAAAAGACCAAAUAAUGGAAUAAUGAAUGUACUGUGUGUCAGGAUGAGGGCAUGUCACCGCCUUGGGAACUUUGCACAAAACACUUCCUUAGCGGUCAAUUAAACUGCAGUAUUUCUCGACAAUUUUUUUUUCGGUUGAAGUUUUUGUACUUAUGUACAGCCAUCUCAGAACCUCCUUACAUUCACAUAUAUAUUGGUUUGGCACAGUGUUUCCUCCAGUGUUUGUAGACAGCAAGUAUUUAAAGGGAACCUGUUUCUCUGAACAUGUACUCCGAUUUGCCAGCAUCAUGUUGUAGAUCAGGAGGAGCUGAGCACAUUGCUAUAUAGUUUUGAAGGAAAAGAUUAAUUAAUAACUUGUAAGUUAAUGUUUAAAAUCCUUGCUCUUUCUAAGCUUAGGAGUCCAGUGGGUGGUUGUAUUUAGUGAUAGGUAAGC
Bufo bufo (common toad) is the source of this 3051-nucleotide messenger RNA. RefSeq names its product two pore calcium channel protein 1-like. Bases 150 to 2477 code for a protein of 775 amino acids. Gene Ontology annotation, molecular function: monoatomic ion channel activity. Lineage: Eukaryota; Metazoa; Chordata; Amphibia; Anura; Bufonidae. The record is from RefSeq and is a predicted model, not a curated record. The transcript has 19 exons. Gene Ontology annotation, biological process: monoatomic ion transport; transmembrane transport. Gene Ontology annotation, cellular component: membrane.